Molecule: messenger RNA, 4534 nt
Organism: Cervus elaphus (red deer)
Lineage: Eukaryota; Metazoa; Chordata; Mammalia; Artiodactyla; Cervidae
Gene: KIF19
Product: kinesin family member 19
Exons: 20
Coding region: 114-3446 (1110 amino acids)
Biological process (GO): microtubule-based movement
Molecular function (GO): microtubule binding; ATP binding; microtubule motor activity
Source: RefSeq, a predicted model, not a curated record
GCGCCUUGUUGGUUUCGGGUUGUCAGGCAGCGGCCGCGCGGGCCCGGCGGCGGUGGGCGUGCGGCUCGGCCAUGCCCGCGAUCUCGGCCUGAGCCCUUCCGCCCGCCGCAGGCAUGAAGGACAGCGGGGACUCCAAGGACCAGCAACUCAUGGUGGCGCUCCGGGUCCGGCCCAUCAGCGUGGCGGAGCUGGAAGAAGGAGCCACCCUCAUCGCCCACAAAGUGGAUGAGCAGAUGGUGGUUCUUAUGGAUCCAAUGGAGGAUCCUGAUGACAUCCUACGGGCGCACCGCUCCCGGGAGAAGUCCUACCUGUUCGACGUGGCCUUUGACUUCACUGCCACCCAGGAGAUGGUGUAUCAGGCCACCACCAAGAGCCUCAUCGAAGGCGUCAUCUCAGGCUACAAUGCCACCGUCUUUGCCUAUGGCCCCACAGGCUGCGGGAAGACCCACACCAUGCUGGGCACAGACCACGAGCCCGGCAUCUACGUCCGGACCCUCAACGACCUCUUCCGAGCCAUCGAGGAGACCAGCGACGACAUGGAAUACGAGGUGUCCAUGUCCUACUUGGAGAUCUACAAUGAGAUGAUCCGGGACCUGCUGAACCCUGCCCUGGGGUACCUGGAGCUGAGGGAAGACUCCAAGGGGGUGAUCCAGGUGGCCGGAAUCACCGAGGUCUCCACCAUCAACGCCAAAGAGAUCAUGCAGCUGCUGAUGAGGGGGAACCGGCAGAGGACCCAGGAGCCCACGGCCGCCAACCAGACGUCCUCGCGCUCCCACGCCGUGCUCCAGGUGGCCGUGCGCCAGCGCAGCCGGGUCAGGGACGUCCUGCAGGAGGUGCGGCAGGGCCGCCUCUUCAUGAUCGACCUGGCCGGCUCUGAGCGGGCCUCCCAGACACAGAACCGUGGGCAGCGCAUGAAAGAGGGGGCCCACAUCAACCGCUCGCUGCUGGCCCUGGGCAACUGCAUCAAUGCGCUGAGUGACAAGGGCACCAACAAGUACAUCAACUAUCGUGACAGCAAGCUCACCCGCCUCCUGAAGGACUCCCUGGGGGGAAACAGCCGCACCGUGAUGAUCGCCCACAUCAGCCCAGCGAGCAGCGCCUUCGAGGAGUCCCGGAACACCCUGACCUACGCCGGCCGGGCCAAGAACAUCAAGACCCGGGUGAGGGGGCCCCUGCUCUGUGCCUCCCGGACUCACCUUUCUGGGCCAAGACUCAAGCCCCCUGGACUGAUUCCAGCAGGCAAUCACACCAACAGCAGGGAGGCCAGUGGGAUCCCACCGACCUCUUUAGAGACGGUGAAGCAGAACCUGCUCAGUGUCUCCUACCACAUCGCCCAGUACACGAACAUCAUCGCUGACCUCCGGGGCGAGAUCCAGAGGCUCAAGCGCAAGAUCGAGGAGCGGGGCGGGCGGAGCCCGGACCGAGCCCAGCUGGGGCGGAGCGACAUCCGCCACAUCCAGGCCGAGGUGCAGCAGCACAGUGGGCAGGGCGAACAGGCCGCGAUGGAGCACCUUCGUGAGCAGCUGAUCAGCACCUUCCAGGAGCAGAUGGACGUGCGGAGACGCCUGCUGGAGCUGGAGAACCGCGGCACGGAGCUGCAGAUGGACACCUCCCGCCACCUGCUCACCAUCGCCAGCUGGAAGCACGAGAAGUCACGCCGGGCACUCAAGUGGCGAGAGGAGCGUCGGAAGGAGUCCUUCACUAAGGACGACCCCGGGAAGGACUUGGACACGGGUGAUGGCCAGCCAGACAUCGAGGAGCCCGCCGAGGUGGUGUCCGCCCACGAAAGCAUCGCUGCCUUGAUGACCAAGCAGAAGAAGCUGCGAAAGCAGAAGCUGGCGCUGGAGCAGCGGUGCCGAGAGCUGCGCGCGCGGGGCCGCCGCCUGGAGGAGACGCUGCCGCGGCGCGUCAGCUCGGAGGAGCAGCGCGAGGCGCUCGGCCUGCUCUGCCGCGUGCACGAGCUGGAGCUGGAGAACGCCGAGAUGCAGUCGCACGCCCUGCUCCGCGACGGCGCGCUCCGCCACCGCCGCGAGGCCCUGCGCCGCCUGGAGCAGCGCCGCAGCCUCUGCGAGGAGAUCAUCCGCGCCCAGCGGCAGCUCAUCCAGGACUGCAACCUGGCCGUCCCGCAGCACCUGGAGGAGCUGUAUGAAGUGUACCUGCGGGAGCAGGAGGAGGGCAACCUGGAGCGCGCCACCAUGAUGGACCGCCUGGCCUCUCGGGCCUUGCAGGACAGCGCCUUGCCCAAGAUUAGCCCCCCAGGAACCGUGCCGACCCCGGAGGAGUCUGACCUAGAGAACGUCAAGAUGCCGAACUCCGAGUCCCCGCACCGGCACAGGAGCUUCCUCCCUCUGCUCAGCACUGAGAGUGAAGCCAACCACGUGUUCAAGGCUAGCUCCCGGGCUUGGCAAGCGAAGGGCUCCUCUGUGCCCACCCCACCCCCUAUCCCGGCUGGCAACCUGGUGACACAGGAGGCCGCCACUCAGGUUGGUCUGAACGGCCAGAUCAACUCCUCCCCUGAAAGCAUCGAGAAUGUGUCGGAGAUCCCCUUGUCCCGCAAAGGGAGGAAGGAGAUCGUGAGCGACACCAAGAGCAUCUCCUUGAAGGCUGCCCGGCGCCGCUCGCAGGCCCUGGGGGCCGAGGGGCGCCAGCUGCUCACACCCACCAUGAAGCAUAGCAGCCUGUCUCUGCACUCGCUGGGCGAGACUGAUGACGUGCGGAUGCCCGGACCGCUGGCCUGCAAGCGGCCGCCCAGCCCCACCCUCCAGCACGCUGCCAGCGAGGACAGCCUGUCCAGCAGCACGGGCGAGUCGCCAUCCCAGGCGGUCGAACGUCACGGCGAUGGCCCCUGUCCCACGCUGCAAGACCAGAAGAAAAGCCUAAGCAAGAAACGAGAGAAGUCUCUGGAGGCAAAGAGGAAGCGGAAGUCUCAGUCUUUUGAAGUCACGGGACAAGGGGUAAACCUAGGGGGACAGGAGCUGGGGGUGUCUGGGCCCCCUCCUUGCUGGGUUCUGAAGGCUAGAUUCCUCCAGAGGCCCCACGGUACCCCUAACUCUGCACCACCCUCCAUGGCGUGUCCCCCAAGUGAACCUAACAUCUCCUUGUAUCAGAUCCCCACGCAGCUCCCAGCUCAUCUGGCUCUCCAGCCAACGCAGCUGUCCCGCCCCAAGACGCAAAUCGCUGGGCCCCAUCCCGUGGAGAGUAACAUCUCAGACCAGAGGAUGCCAGUGGUUGGGCACCUAACCCCUAGCAUCCGGCACCUGGGAAAGGCCACGCUGCCUAUGGCCAAGGUCAAACUCCCUCCGUGCCAGAACUUGGGCCCUGAGGACGUCUCCCCCCUUGCUGCCCCCUCCAACCCAGGGGAUGUUCCCGGACGGGUUACUCGGGUGCCCCGCCUGCCCCAUGACACAAGCAUCCAAGGCAAAGAUGGACGCUUGCGGCACAACUGAGGGGCCCUGCCUGCCCACCAAGGCUUGAUGGGGCAUGGCAGGAAAGGGAGACGGAGGCUGGGCAGAUGGGGAUGACCUGGCAUCAGAAGCUCGGGAUCUCAGAAGGCUGGGGCGCCUGGGGCCCAGGAAUCGUGGGGGUGCCUGCCCCCCACAGUUCCAAGGCUUCAGUGCCACUGGGAAGGGGAGCCGAGCCCAGGAGGCAUGGCCUGGAUGGCAGGGCUCCCUGGCCAGAGACUCCUGUUGCUGAAACUCUGUUCUAAGAUCUGCAACCAGACUUGGCCUGAGGAAUGGGGGGCGGGGGUGAAGCAGGGAGGGACUGUUAGAGGGAUAGGGCUCCUGGGCCCACAUCUGGGGCAAGGGCAAGCUGGAUGGUUGGGGAAGGGCCCGAUGGGCAUUUCACUUACUGUGGCUAGGGGGUGGGAAGGAAUCUAGUUUUGUUACUUAGCAGUCGCUUCUGCCUUCCCCCGUCCCCCCACUCUUUUUUAACAAUAAAAAUCCCGUUUGAGUUUUGUGGGUUGUUCCGGAAACUAGACCUUGUCUGAAAGGUGGGGUGGUCCUGACAGACUGGCUUCCCUUCCCGGGUGGUGCUCAUGGUAAAGAUCCUGCCUGCAAUGCAGGAGAUGCAAGAGAUGUGGGUUCGAUCCCUGGGUCAGGAAGAUCCCCUGGAGGAAUAAAUGGCAACCCACUCCAGGAUUCUUGCCUGAAGAAUCCCGUGGGUAAAGGACUGGCGGGCUGCAGUCCAUGGGGCCGCAAAGAGCCAGACACGACUGAGCGACUGAGCACAUCCCUGAUUAAGAUUCAACCCAAGUCCUCACCUCCCAACACACCCUCUUCCUCUCCGGCUGGUUGUAGAGCACCCAUCAACAAACUCCUGGGGGAAAGUGGUUUUCCUCCGGACCCUGAGGUCUCUCCCCAGGAAGGGCGGGGCUCUAAGGCCCAUUCGUGUCCUCUCCCACCAGUACACACCUCUGCCCAGACCCCCUCCCAGGAGAGGUCAGAGACUUAGGCUUGUGCUUACCCCUCCCACCCUGGGAAGUCAGGGCUCAGAAACUGCUGAGCUGAGCCCCUCAGUUUCAGGUGAGGAAGCU